AUGGACGACGAUCAAGUGUCGGCAGGAGAUACUUUGGCAGACGACAUCUUCACCUCUAAUGGUGUCUUGGAGAGUGUUCAGGGAAGUUACAAUGGCUCUGAAGGCAAGCAGCCCCAAUACACCAAACGAAUUCUUUGGGCCGUCCCAGUCUCAUUUACUUGA
Glarea lozoyensis ATCC 20868 is the source of this 162-nucleotide messenger RNA. RefSeq lists its product as uncharacterized. The record is from RefSeq and is a predicted model, not a curated record. The coding region runs from base 1 to 162 and encodes 53 amino acids. Lineage: Eukaryota; Fungi; Ascomycota; Leotiomycetes; Helotiales; Helotiaceae. The transcript has a single exon.